Messenger RNA from Nerophis lumbriciformis (worm pipefish), 1536 nucleotides. The record is from RefSeq and is a predicted model, not a curated record. Lineage: Eukaryota; Metazoa; Chordata; Actinopteri; Syngnathiformes; Syngnathidae.
AUGAAUGGUGACGAAGACAAGCGAGGUCGAGCCGGUGAACCUCCACACAGCGAGCAGAUGCAGAGACUUGCGCUGAUGACAGCAGCCACGGGGAGUACACUUUGGGAGGUGCCCACAACUUCCACCAGCCUAAGUGAAAGCCUGCAGUGGCAGCCCAACUGCCACUACAGCCACCAUCAGGACAGAGUGAAAAUCACUUCAGAAAUUCCUCCGAAACUGGAUGGUACCUGGUUGUCAACUAGAUGCGAAGUUCGUCCAGGUCCAGAAUUCCUCACCCGCGCCUACACGUUUCAAUCCACUCGUCAUUUCCAGGCGCUGCAGCACUACUACACUGACAGCGGAUGUGAAAAUCCCGCCUACUCCCUCGUGAUCCGAGGAAAGCUCCGUCUUCGCCAGGCCUCCUGGAUUACUCGAGGAGCCACAGAAGCGGACCAUCACCUCAGCGGAGUGGCCAUCAUCAUCCACAGCUUAGCUGCCAAACAGAAGCUAGCCUCAAGGCUUCCCCUUUCCUGCGUGGGUCCACAUCUGGUUAGGCUGGUGCCUGGCAAGCCGCAGGAUCUUUACAAUACGAGGGCAGGAAGGGGCUGUCUUGCGGCAAUGGGCUUCUCUAUGAUGGAGCUGGAUUUGGUGAGGGUGGAGACCCAGCAUCACGAUCACGGGGAGAAAAUCCAGCGUCUCUUUUUGGGGGACAUACACACUGACUGGACCCAAAGAACUCUCUACAGACCUACUGGCUUUCAACAGCCACUACAGAGCGCCAUGCAUCAUAUCCAUCCCUGUCCAGUAUGUGCCCUGGUGUACCGUUCCACAGAACAUCGCCCUCCAGUUCUGCCCCACCAAAUGCAUAACCCUAUUUCCCUAGCCGGUCGCUGGUUUAGCCAGCAGUGUGAAACCCGUCCCACCGUUCUCUUUCUCACAAGAGAGUUUCAUUUUGAUCCAGACCAACAUGCAUGGGAGGGGAUCUACCGCCACUACUUGGAUUCUCUCUGCACCCAGAGCACCUUCACACUUAAAGCUUCAGGUCAUUACGCUCAGGGAAACCCUUCAGUCAAGGUACCGGGAGCCACAGAGUUUGUCUUUAAGGUUACCGAGGUGAGGGUGACAGCUGAAGAUGAGUCCACGGCAAAGCUGUUAAACAGGACAAAGCUGGGGAAGUGUGGUCAAUCCGGAGAGUGGAAGGUUGGAGUGGAGCAAGGUCUAAGCUCCACGCAUGGGUGCACGGUACUCGGCAUAAAGCUGCCGCAUAAGGAGUAUGAGCUUUUCAAGGUUGAACUGGACCACAGGAGACACCCACUGUUGUAUGUUGGGGAAAGGCCGACUGACGGUUCCAGCCCAGACCGGCCGUCGAGGAGAGCAACUUCAUUUCAAGCUCCCUUGAUGCUUUGCAGCGGUGCAGAGACACAGCCCCCCGCUCUCUAUGGUUCAGGGAUCCAGAGCAAACAAGUUCAGGUGGAUACUAGCGGGAGUGAAAGUGUGAAACAGAUCUUGUUGGUGGUCCUUGGAUCUGCUCUAUGCAGCUGGCUUUGGAUUUUUUAG